Messenger RNA from Porites lobata, 8486 nucleotides. The record is from the annotation of a GenBank genome assembly. Lineage: Eukaryota; Metazoa; Cnidaria; Anthozoa; Scleractinia; Poritidae.
AUGUCUUUGUUUGGUGAAUACCCAUGCAUCAAUGAGACCAUUCCACCGAGUUACAUUUCGUAUACCACCGCGACAGUAUCUGUCGUCAUGAGUUUAGUGACCAUAACUGGAAACAUUCUCGUCGUUUUAGCCAUCUUCAUCGACCCGAACAGAGAUCUCAAAUCGCCGUUUAACUACUUUGUUGCGAACUUAGCCUUCGCUGAUCUUCUGGUGGGAUUUGUAGUGGAUCCAUUGUCGGUAGCGUUUCAUUUAAGCGAAGGAAUUGCGAAGAAAUACCCGACUGAACUGGUAUACAUCCACAUUCCGUACUUUGUUUCCUCCACAGCCUCUGUGCUCAGUCUGGCUGCUUUGACAAUGGAUCGCUUUUGGGCAAUAACAUCUCCUCUUUCUUACAGAGUAAAACUGAGUGCUAAGCGAACUGCAUUUGUGGCUGCGGGGAUUUGGGCCUUCUCGCUUAGCUUUCCCUUUAUAUACCUCCUCACUGGAUACUUGACGUACUCGUUUGUCUUCCUUCAUACCGUGAUUAUCGCUACGUUUCUGGUUAUGUUACUGACUUACGUGAAAAUAUUUCGCGUGUUUAAGGAUCAAGUUAAACAGUGGGACUCGUUGGAUCACGCGAACUCUGCCAGUCAAGCCAAGAGACAGGCCAUAAGAUGGGAACAGAAAGUAACCAAGACAUUUAUGAUAAUGCUUGCCUUAUUUUUGGCAUGUUAUCUUCCUUCUUGUGUUUGUAUUUACAUCACCAAUCUUUGUUCAACGUGCAGCUGUAAUUUUAUUCACUGGGCGAGAGAUGCCCACUUUCUUUUGAUUUUGGCUAAUUCUGGCGUGAAUCCGUUUGUUUAUGCGUGGCGAUUUGAGAAUUUCAGGAAGGCCAUUGCCAAGCUCUUCCGCAACAUCAAGUGUUUUGGCCAUUCGAGAAGCAGGAAAGUUGACUUCAACAAUUUGACUGUGGAAAGUACCUCAAGUUCUCAGUCGAAUUAAGAACUUGUCAGUCCAUGCUGGUUAGAUUGGAGAUACAGAGGGUUAAUAGUGUCAGCGACGCAGGCCAGACUGGCGAGUAAAAGUAUCACUAUACUCUCCUUUUAUUUCCAGUCACAGGCUGCGCAAGCUUAGGAAUAUGGGCGCAUUUAUAUAUUGACGUUGUAAUUUGAGCAUCACCAUACCUUUUGGUGAUUUUCCCUCAGUAUUUACCUAGGGGCUCUUUAUGCAAUUAGCAUAGAUAAAUAAAUUCCUAUACAGAAAUAUAUAGUUCACGCUGCCUUAAAAACCUCAAGGGGGGCGCGCCGGGGGGGAACUCCGCAUAUGAAAGGGGUGGAGAUGCUCGUCGUCUCACUUAAUAAAUUUCGGAUUUUGCUCUCACUUAGGGUGUUCUGGGCAAAACGCCAUCAUAUUUAGCCGUGAAGGUCUCGUUCAGGGUUGCACGCGAAAAAGUAUAAAGGUAUAUAUAUUGUCUGUGUUUUAACAUGGUCUCUUUUAGGGGUCAAAAAAAGCUUGGGCCACGCCCUGAUCCGUCUCCUUUAGGUGUUUAAUUCAAAAUUUCCGACGAGCAUCCCCACCCCUUUCAUAUGCGGAGUCCCCCCCGGGCAUUAACCCCUAUCGUGACCAUCAAAUUACAGCUUCAAUAUCUGCUUGUUUGGCUUACAUUCCGAUCUUGGGGAUCUAUUGUCCGUUAUCAGUGACCUGUGACUCACCCGGGGUGACUCAUAACUGCCAGCGUCAAAAAUUGCCUGUGUAGCAAGUCGGGCAGUUGUCUGUCAGUUGCCGACUUUUAGACUUUUUGCAAUAUCAGUGAUCAGCUAGUCACCAACCUAACCAUUGGGAACCAUCACCCAUUUCUUAACUUAAUGUUAGUUUAUUUGCAAGCUUUGAAAGCAUGUAUUUAUUAAAUGAUGGAUCCGGCGGAUACACAAGAAAUCCACGUACACCAUCGUAUUUAAUAUUUUUCAACACUUCUCCAUCCCAUUUUAGUAGGUGUAGCCAAUAUUAAUCAUUACUUAUUCUCACUGAAGAAAAGGCCUGAAAAAUCAUUGUCAUGAUCUACUAUAAAAAAUAUCCGAUUCCUAUUUAAAAGGUCGUAUAUCAAGGACAAGUCAUGGAAAAUCAGCGCUAUUGUUAUCUUCGAAACAGCGAAUUAUUUAAUCAGGAAGGGAUAGACUGCAUUUGUUUUUAAUAAAAAUUAUCCGUUUGACCUGACUUUGUCGUUAUUUCUGUUUUUUUUUAUCGUUCACAUUGCCUUGAUAUCACUAGAGAACUGCUAAACAGAAACAUUGAUCUCUUGGGUCGACUCCUCAGGUACCCUGCGAACAGAGUCUUACUUCGACUUAUCUAGGAAAUAUCGAAGCGACUCUGCUAACUAGCAGAGUCGCUUCGAUGCUCCUCAGGACACCGACCUAAUGAAAUAUAAUGAGCCUUGUUAUGGGGACAUAAGUCCAAAUCCUCUUUAGACCUCUUUCAAAUAUUCUACUCAAACACUCUCUUACAAUCGAAGGUAAUACCCUGUUGCAGGAAUAUAGUACAGAGGUAAAAGAGGGUCACCAUAGGGUUUUUCAGUCCCGUCAUCCUGAUCUAAUUUUUUGCGCUGUCCCGUAAAGGUUAUUUACGGUAUCCCGCACGCCGUACCCUGAGUGCCGUGCACACUUUCUUUUUUUAGUAGUUCUUUUACAUCAUCUACUACUUUACAGUCUCUUCGAAGUCAAUAUUCCGUGUUUAUUUUAUUCUUGUUGUUGGAGAGGUUUUCUUAAAUAUUCUUGCUCUAUAAUAUCAAAUGAGGUUCAGUGAAAUGUUUCUACAUCAAGAGGCUUGCUUUCAGCGAUCAGACAAUCACGAUGGAGCCUUCAAAGACGUCUAUUUGUCCUGGCGCCCAAGUCGAUUAGGAUGCUGUACUCUUUUUGAGAAAAACACAACUGGGAAUUGCAGUUGCAAUUCCUUUUAAGUGAUGUUGGAUGUAGUUGUUAAAUAAGACGAUAUAAAUAGAAAAACAAAUUAACUUUCAGUUUUUAAUCAUUGCCAAGCCCUUCACAAUAUUUCCAAGUUAGCUAGACAUUUUUUCUCUAAUACUGAUUUCUUUGCUACAGCUGUGGGUUCUUAAACUGUGACCAAAACAAACUUGGUGUCAACACGUGGUUUUAGGCUACCAUAUACACCGAAGACCAACCGGGCAAGCUUAAAAACUAAUACAGUAGCACUAGCACUUUACCUGUCACUUCCUAGAGGGAACCCGGUCAUUAUUGGUGACUGACGAAAGUCGCCUUUUCUUUGAAGAACACUCUUCCAACCAGAUCAAUAUAUACAUGAAAGUCGUAAAUAUGAUUCAGCAUUUCAUAUCUACAUUCUCUUCACUAUCGAACCAGUGAAGCCACUACUACUUUCAAGCUUCAUUUCAACAAACGCUUUUCGUCGUCUACCGCCGGAAAACAAUGUCACUUUUUGGAAAAUAUCCGUGCGAUAGUGUACCUCAUCCACCGAGUUACAUGUCCUUCACGACAGCCACAAUCUCAGUCUUUUUGAGUUUGGUGACCAUAACAGGAAACGUUCUAGUCGUGUUAGCCAUCUUCAUCGACCCAAACAAAAAUCUUAAAUUCCCGUUUAACUACUUUGUUGCCAACUUAGCCUUCGCCGAUCUUCUGGUGGGAUUCGUGGUGGAUCCAAUGUCGGCAGCGUUUCAUUUAAGCGAGGGAAUUACAAAGAAAUAUCCUGCUGAACGGGUGUACCUCCACAUUCCGUACUUUGUUGCGUCCACAGCCUCUGUGCUCAGUCUGGCUGCCUUAACCAUGGAUCGAUUUUGGGCAAUAACAUCUCCUCUUUCUUAUAGAAUAAAACUGAAUCCUAAGCGAACUGCGUUCAUAGCAGGGGGAAUUUGGACCUUUUCGCUUAGUUUUCCAUUUAUAUACCUCCUUACUGGAUACCUAACGUACGCGUUUGUCUUCGCUCACACUGUGAUUAUCGCUACAUUUUUACUCAUGUUAUAUACUUACGGGAAAAUAUUUCGCGUGUUUAAGGAUCAGGUUAAACAGUGGGACUCGUUUGAUCAGACUAAUUCUCACAAUGAAGUCAAGAGACAAGCAGUAAAAUGGGAGCAGAAGGUAACCAAGACCUUUAUGAUUAUGUUGGGGUUAUUUUUGGCAUGUUAUCUUCCUUCUUGUGUUUGUAUUUACAUCACCAAUCUUUGUUCAACGUGCAGCUGUAACUUUGUUCACUGGGCAAGAGAUGUCCAUUUUCUUUUGAUUUUGGCAAAUUCAGGAGUGAACCCGUUUGUGUACGCGUGGCAAUUUGAGAAUUUCAGAAAAGCGAUUAUCUUCCUUCUUUCCAAAGUCAAGUGUUCUGGGCAUUUCAGAAGGGGAAGAUUUGCGCCUGACUCUAACAGUUUGACCAUGGGGAGUAAAAUAAGUUCUCAGUCGGAGUAAAAACGUGCUCCAUCCUGGUGGAGGCUCCCCGGGGGGGGGGACUCCCAUAUGAAAGGGGCGGGGAUGCUCGUCGUCUCGCUUAGGUCGCUUAGGGGUGUAAAUUUCAGAUUUUGGUCUCGCUUAAGGUGUUCUAGGCAAAACACCAUUAUAUUUAGCCGUAAAAGUCCCUUAUAGGGUUGCACUCGAAGAAAUAUUAAAAAAUUAUAUAUUUUCAACUCGUUUUAUUCACUCGAUUCAUGUAAUCCAAGUUUAAAAUGAUCGCUUUUAGGGGUAAAAAAAGGUUGGGCUACGCCCAGAUUGGUCUCCUUUGGGGGUUUAAUUCAAAAGUUCCGACGAGCAUCCCCGCCCCUUUCAUUUGGGAGUCCUCCCCCCGGUGGAGGCUUACAAAAGGCUCGCCCUUCCUGCUUAUUUGUCUUCAGUUUCUCUCUCCGGAUGUGGACCAUAUUCUUCCUAAUCAGUUUUUGUGUCCUCAUGUAGCAAAAAUUGCAGGUGCGUGGUGCCGUCUUUUUGGCUUUUUUGGUUCUAGCCUGCGUGCGGAUGUUCUCUAAAAUAUAUUUCAUUUGUUGCUAACGGAAUAGGGACGAAAAGCUCCCUUUUUUUCGUGAAACAAAGGAAACAAAAGACUUCUGCAAGCAGCCAUCUGUAGUUCAUGACCCCUUUUACCUUAUGCCCUUUUAUGCUUAUGUCCUUAAUGAGUUGUCAAUAUUUCGGUUUCGAUUAGGUUGAUACCGUUCUUUCAGUCAAGUCAUUUCCAUGCCUGGCAAGCCCUGCAUAUUAGCACUUAUCAAGGGCAACUAACGACGCGGAUUUCCUCUUAAAUACAUUGAAAACACUUUUUAGGCUAUCUAGAGUACUUUUAGACCACUACAAAUGGAUUCUAAGUCUUGAUCUGUCCAGUCAUCCGAGGGCAACUUGAGUCUUUUCGAAAUUACAAGAGCUUCAGUUUUAUUUCCUUUACGAAGGUUCGAAACAUUUUCCUGAAUCCUUUCUUUAAGGUGAAAGUAUUAUAAAUAUUCUUGAUUAAACUAAAAUAUUUUUUAUUUAGUUAUUUAUUCCAUGUAAUCUUUUUUCUUCCAAUUCAUUCCGUGUAAUCUCUUUUUUCUGCUUUGUGUUUUACUUGCAAUAAAAUUAAAUAAUAAUAAUAAUAAUAAAGAUAAUAAAAAUUAAAAUAAAUAAAAAGAAUUUUCUAUAUUCCUUUCUCCAUCAAAUGUUUAAAUUAUACAAUUUUUAGCUUCCAUUCUUCUACGAAAAAUAGCCCAACCUGGGGAGUGAAAUGUGAAAUAUUAAACUUCAGAAAGUCGUAGGGAAUUUAUUAGAUAAGCUUCGAAAAUGUACAUGAAUGGAACGAAAAUUGUACAAGAACGGUCAUCUAGCAGUUUUUAGCCGUCUUUAAGUAAUAGAAAAUGCUAGGAAAUAUUUGCCUCUCCGAACAGAUAUUUUACCGAAAAAAGUGGCUGGGUGCCUCUGACCUUUAGGCCGUUUGUCGACUCAGAGGCAGAUAUACAUCUGUAUUCGGACAAAAAACAAAAAAUAGAAUAAAUAGGGAAAAAUAUUCACUGAGGCAUGUCACAUUUAAAAUCACUUAAUGACAGGUCCCGAGGGAAACAGUCAACUUCGUUUCCCGAGGCGGAGCCGAGCGAAACAUUGAGACGCAAGGGAAACAUAAUUAGCUCUCAGAUUAGCUCUAUUAAUCUUCUAUUAAGUCCCCCGGGGGGCUCAUUUAUUUCAAACACAUUUGAGGGUGGACUUAAUAGAGACGGGAGCUUAUUUUAUUUAGCAAAGACCCUCUUAGUUCUCCAUAAAGAACUCCGGGAGAACUAGAAUACAGCUCAACCACAAGAAGGUGGAGGUCAUGCAGUGGCUAUCUUUAAAACAAGGAACGGGGAAUCGGGGAAUGAGAAUGGGGAAUCUUUAAAAGCGGGGAUCUUCAAAACGAAGAAUCUUUAAAAGCGGGAAUCUUUAAAACGGGGAAUCUUUAAAAGCGGGAAUCUUUAAAACGUGGGUGUGAUCGUGAGUGCGAUCAUUUUUAAAAUAUCUCCAAGGGGACAGAUAUCUCGCUAUUGAAAUAUCUUUGUUCGUAUGAGUAGCGCUGUUGUUAGACAUUGUUUUUUGUCUUGGGUUCAGCGCAGGCUACUGUAGAAUUUUUUGCGCAUAUUCAAACAUCAAAUUCGUCGUAAUGAAAUGCAUGUUAACAUAUACCCGACUAACCUCCUACUCCGAAGGUUUUCGGGGAUACGUAUUUCCUCCCCAAACCCGACUAGCUCCUUUAAAAGGCUAGUGUACUACACAGCCGUUUUUAGUUUCGUCACGCAACGCUUACACCAAAAACGGCUGUGCAGCAGUAUUAAAAAGCCAGUGUGGGGUGGUAAUAUCACACUGCGAACGAAGAAGUAUUUUCGGUGUUGCCGCAAAUAUGUCUGUGUUCACACGGAAAUCAUGUUGAUGUAAAAAUUUAGUUUUUGAGCUAAUAUAAGCGUUAAUUUUAUAACGCUUUUAUAGACUUUGCUGUCGUACUUUAAACAUGAAGAAUCAUCUCUAAGCCAUCUCCUUCACAAAACAAGUUUCCUCGAAGCCCAAAGCUAGCCGGCGUCAAUAUCAGCCGUGUUUUUUUAUAAUCAAGAGAAGACUCUUGUUAUCAUUGACCACGUACAAGAGCACUCAGUCAUCCCCGGCGGGGGAGGAGGGGGGCACUCAAGGGAAGUUUGGGUAGCCGGAUGUGCCGUCGAAACCUUGAAAACAUCUUCACUUCUCUACCCUGAUGAAAUCAUGGGAUCUGACAUGCUACGGAUGAUGACCCUGAUUCGUUUCGUUUUGCAUACCGAAUUAAGUUAUUUUUCAAACUUAGCGUGUCAUGGAAUUAGAUUUUUGGGACAAAAAAAGGAGACCACUUAGGCCUGUUUCAAACGUCGUGCUACUGCCGUCACACUAAGCAAGUCUGUAUGAGUGCCCCAGGGGGUCCUCAUCCAGUCACACAACAAUCAUUCGUACCAGUUCCACUCGUGUGUUCAACAUCCGACCUCAUUCAUUAUCAUCACAUGAGUGACUGUGGGCUGUUUGAAGUUACGUUUUAGUACAGCUUGAAUCUCCCAUCUGUGUCUGCAAUAAGCGAUGUCUUUAUUUGGUGAAUAUCCUUGUGAUCAUGUACCCUAUCCGCCGAGUUACAUCUCUUUUACAACUGCGACAGUGUCUUCCGUUUUGUGUUUGGUAACCAUAACAGGAAACAUUCUCGUUGUGUUAGCCAUCUUUAUCGACCCAAACAAGGAUCUCAGAUCGCCCUUUAACUCAUUUGUUGCCAACUUAGCAAUCGCUGAUCUUCUGGUUGGAUUUGUAGUCGAUCCACUGGCGAUAGCGUAUCACGUGAGCGAGGGAACGGCGAAAAAAUACCCAGCUGCUCUUGUCUACAUCCACAUUCCUUACUUCGUUUCCUGCACAGCUUCCGUUCUCAGCCUUGGGGCUUUAACAAUGGAUCGAUUUUUCGCACUAACUUCACCGCUGUCUUACCGAACAAGGCUAAAUCCUAAACGAGCUAGUUUUGUGGCUGCAGGCAUCUGGGCUUUCUCCCUUAGCUUUCCUUUUGUGUACAUCGUGACCGGAUACCUCACCUACUCGUUCGUCUUCAUUCACACCGUGAUCAUUGCCACAUUUCUGGUUAUGUUACUGACUUACUUGAAAAUAUUUCGCGUGUUUAAGGAUCAGGUUGAACAAUGGGACUCGUUGGAUCAGACUAAUUCUGACAAUCAAGCCAGGAGACAAGCUGUAAAAUGGGAGCAGAAAGUAACCAAAACAUUUAUGAUUAUGUUGGGGUUAUUUUUGGCAUGUUAUCUCCCUUCCUUCAUUUGUAUUUACAUCAUCAACCUUUGCUCAUACUGCAGCUGUAAUUUGAUUCAUUGGGCAAGGGAUCUUCCUUUCCUUUUUAUUUUGGCCAAUUCAGCAGUGAACCCGUUUGUUUACGCGUGGCGAUUUGAAAAUUUCAGGAAGGCAAUUGCCAAGCUCUUCUCCUGCCUGAAAUGUGGCGGUAGUUCAAGGUCCAGAACAAUUUACUUCGACAAUUUGGCCAUGGAAAGUAGAAGUUCCGGUUCGUAA